Messenger RNA from Girardinichthys multiradiatus, 2200 nucleotides. RefSeq lists its product as uncharacterized. Bases 686 to 1927 code for a protein of 413 amino acids. The record is from RefSeq and is a predicted model, not a curated record. NCBI's taxonomy places the organism in Eukaryota, Metazoa, Chordata, Actinopteri, Cyprinodontiformes, Goodeidae. The transcript is spliced from 6 exons. Gene Ontology annotation, molecular function: zinc ion binding.
UGUUGGACCAAGGACACAUCUGAAAGGUUGAGGACUCUGGCCCUCGAGGACUGGAGCUUGAUAUCCCUGCUCCAAGCGGUCUUGUUCCGGUUGUUUUCCUCCACACUCUACACAAACAAGCCUCUCCAAGGGGGAAAAUGAACCAGAGUUCAUUUUAAAUGGGUUAAACACCGCAGGUGUGAAAACCUUUAAUCCAUUUCUAGAAUCAGUUUGGAUGUGUGUCUGGGAUGUCCUGCUGCAACACACGGUAACAGACCACGGACCACAUAAGUAUCUGGGUGACCUGAACAGCAGGUGCUGGGGUGUUUGUGACCAUCAUUACAGGUCCUGCUGCAGCAUUUAAGGCCCACCACAUGGAGAAGCUGGUUGCCCACAUGUGCCAGGCUGGCUUUGCUCUGCAAAAAGGAUAUCUGCAGAUGAACUUCUAAUUGCUUGGCUGACUUUAUUGGCUCGUUGCAUGAUGUGGCUACACAACUUCCGCUAAUCGGAAGUUGUGAGGGCGAGUACUUCCUGUUCGGUUGUUCACCACCUAAAGCAAUGGCGCUGUACUACACCCGCUGCCUUCAGGACUUCCCAAAAGUUUCAGUUAACGAUGUUCUCCGCUUGAUUCGAGCCUUAUCAUCAGCGCCACGUUGCAAAAAAGAAAAGGGCUUCAAGUUUUACGUGUCGAAUUGCAUUGACAACUAUGAAGUUGAAGUUUGAAGACUGCUAUCCUGUACAAAUCGCCGAAGUGGAGUGUUCCUGUGCAGCUGGUACUGUGUUGUGCAAUCACAGUGUUGCACUACUGUACCAGACCGCACACUACUCUGCUCUGAAUUUGACUGCUGUGCCGCCUAUACUAAGCUGUAUUGAAUCGGAACAGAGCUGGCACAAACCAAGGACCAUGGGUGUGAAACCAGGACAUGUACGCGACAUGGUUUUUGUCUCUGCAAGACCAAAACAGCGCACAGUUGGAAAUGGAGUAAGGAGCAAAAGUUUUAAGGCAGUGCGGGGAGACAUGCCGGACCCUGAUGUCCUCAGAGUGGCAGAAGUUUACCAGAACUUUGCAGCAGACCUUGCUCCUCUGAUUACCACCAUGGCCAUCAGUGCUGAUGUCCCAUUAGUUCACUCAGCCUUUGGAAAAGUCCAGGAAGGCAGUCCUAUCACUUUCCAGCAUCCACUACCAGUCAGCCGAAUUAUCACUCGCCAGGUGGAGGCUCCUCCUCCAACGUCAUUGCCAUUGGACAACUACUACCUUGAGCCCACCUCUGUCCAGUUUGUCUGCACCCACCAGCAGCAACUAGAACUGGAGUGUCUUGCAACAACGCUGGAACAGUCACAACAAAUUGAAAUUGCCACCUGGGAGCAGAGCACAACAGCUGAAUGGCAUAAUGUCAGGAAACCCCAAAUAACUUCCUCUCAGUUCCAGGAAGUGUGUCAUGUAAAAGGGUCCAGUUCUGCUCUGUGUUUAGCGCAGCGAAUCAAGAAGGGAAUAGCAGCCACGGCAGCUAUGAAGAGAGGUCUUGUACUAGAACCAUUGGCUAUUCAACAAUACACCAGAAUCAAGAACACCAACUAUUGGCCUUGCGGCUUCAUCAUUCAUCCCGAUGCUCCAUGGUUGGGAUCCUCUCCGGAUGGGGUAGUUUUUGAUCCCACAGUAAGAACAACCUUUGGUUUAUUGGAGAUCAAAUGUCCCAAUGCUAAAAGUUAUGUUGAUUGUAAGUACUUAAGAAAAUGUAAUGGCACAAUGAAACUUUUGUCAAGUCACUGUUACUACUGGCAGGUGCAGGGGCGGCUCCUAAUCACAGGCAUGGAGUGGUGCGAUUUUGUAGUCUAUGCAGAGGAUGACAUUUUUGUCCAGCGGAUUUAUAGGGACCUUAGUGUGUGUCAGACAAUCAGAGAAAAGGUUGAUCAUUUCUUCUUUUAUGUUUACUUUUCCAGUACAUAGAUUAUUUUGUAUCGGCACGUGGAUGCCCCUCCUCCACAGCCAUUGCAUCAACAUUAAUCAUCCCAUGAAUUGUUUUGUUCCAACAGUAAUUUAUUAAUGGUUAUCUUUUCAACUGUUUUCCACCUGUUAACUAUAAGCAAUGUUAAUUGAGAAGUGUUUGGGGUUUUAAAGAGCCAAUGUUUUGAAAAGCUCUUAUAAACAUCUCUUAUUCAAAAUGCAAGUUUAAAUGUAAAGAGAUCAAAGAAAAUAAACUGAUAUGAAUAUAAAUGCUAA